Ctenopharyngodon idella (grass carp) is the source of this 3324-nucleotide messenger RNA. RefSeq names its product thyroid hormone receptor interactor 13 (gene trip13). The record is from RefSeq and is a predicted model, not a curated record. Gene Ontology annotation, biological process: meiotic recombination checkpoint signaling; reciprocal meiotic recombination. Lineage: Eukaryota; Metazoa; Chordata; Actinopteri; Cypriniformes; Xenocyprididae. The coding region runs from base 162 to 1436 and encodes 424 amino acids. Gene Ontology annotation, cellular component: chromosome; nucleus. The transcript is spliced from 14 exons. Gene Ontology annotation, molecular function: ATP binding; ATP hydrolysis activity.
CUCAUCUGUACAACAACAACAACAUUAGCCGCUAUGGUUAACUUCCGGUUUCAGGCGGCGUAGCUUCCGGCGCAGGCUGGCGUGACGUCACCGUCAGCGCGGUAAGUUCGAGUUUGUCUGUCGCUGUUGUGAGAGUUUUUCAGGCAACAGCACUUUCAGUAAUGGAGAUUUCUGAUCAUCACAUGACUGAUGUUGGCAUCAUCCGCCCAGAUGUGCACAUAGAGGUUCAUGUGAAAUCUCAGAGCACAGCCAAGAGGUCUGACGUGAGGACGCAUGUGUUGUCGCUGCUGGAUCGACACAGCUCGGUUUUAAGGUCUUUCAAGUGGACGGAGUUUGAUGAUGAAUUUCUUACCAAAAAUGUGGAGUCAGUCACUGUAGCGGAUGUAACUGGUCCGAAACUUGUGGAUCUGAAGGUUCAUAACCUCUGUAUCCAUAUUUUUUCCCUGAAUGAUGACAGUCCGAGCACGCUCGCUCUGGAGGAGGAGGAGGAGCUAUCUGCUGCCAAUCAUUGGCUCCUCCCAGCAGCUGAGUUUCAUGGCAUUUGGGAGAGCUUGAUUUAUGAGGACGGCAUCAAAACACAACUCUUGGAUUAUGUUUCGACAACAAUCUUCUUCUCUGACAAAAAUGUCGACAGCAAUUUAAUUGCCUGGAAUCGUGUCGUGUUGCUUCAUGGGCCGCCUGGCACCGGGAAGACGUCUCUAUGUAAAGGACUUGCCCAGAAACUCUCCAUUAGACUGUCUGAAAGGUACGCACACAGCCAGUUCGUGGAGAUCAACAGCCACAGUCUCUUCUCCAAGUGGUUCUCAGAGAGUGGAAAACUGGUCACAAAGAUGUUUCAGAAGAUUCAGGAGCUCAUUGACGAUAAAGAUGCCCUGGUGUUUGUCCUAAUAGAUGAGGUGGAGAGUCUCACAGCUGCUCGGAGUGCCGCUCAGGCAGGAACAGAACCGUCUGACGCUAUUAGGGUGGUCAAUUCUGUCCUGACCCAGCUCGACCAGAUCAAACGCCACCCAAAUGUGGUCAUCCUCACUACAUCCAACGUCACAGAAAAGAUCGAUCUGGCCUUUGUGGACAGAGCUGAUAUAAAGCAGUACAUCGGCCCACCGAGCGCCAGCGCCAUAUUCAACAUCUAUCUGUCUUGUCUGGAGGAACUCAUGAAGCGUCAGAUUGUCUACCCCAGACAGCAGCUUCUGAGUUUGGAGGAACUGGGCACCAUGAACUUCAUGGAGAGCGACGUGACCCAUCUGAGCUUAAGCCUGAGGAACAUCGCCCAGAGGAGUGUGGGACUCAGUGGAAGAGCCUUGAGGAAAAUCCCAUUUCUGGCUCAUGCGCUUUAUGGAAAGACCUCCACAAUGACAGUUGAGAGUUUUCUAAAAGCGAUGGGCCAUGCCGUGGACAAACAGAGACAGGAACAGGCGAGUUUGGUCAACUGUGUUUGAGCUGAAGCUAACUGACGUUCUGCCGUUGUAUCGAAAUGGUUUUUUGUUUGUUAGUUCAAUAUUUCCGCUCUGUUCACCAGCUUCAUCCUCUGAACAAACCAGUGUUUCAAGUUUGAAACAGCACUUAUCUAUAUGGGACUGUCAUCUUCUAGGUGAUAUUUUUCAAUUCAGUAUUCAUAAGCUGAAGUUUUUGGUGUCGUAAAUCUGAGUUUAUAAUAUGCACUGUAGCAGCUGCUAUUUGCAUAUGAAAAAAUAAUGUUCUUUUUUUAUGUUCGGUUUUUAUAUGUGAUGUGUAUAUAUUUAAAUCCUUUGAUUAAAAUUUAAAAAAAAAUCCUUUUGGUUCUUUUUUUUUUUCUUUUUUGAUUUACAAUUAAAAUGUUUUCACUCUUAGAAGAAAAGGUUCUAUAUCGAAUAUUAAAGGGUUCAUUUAAAGGUGACCUAUUAUGCUGCUUUUCACAAGAUGUAAUAUAAGUCUCUGGUGUCCCCAGGAUGUGUCUCUAAAGUUUCAGCUCAAAAUACCCCACAGAUCAUUUAUUAUAGCUUGUCAAAUUUGCCCCUAUUUGGGUGUGAGCAAAAACACGCCGUUUUUGUGUGUGUCCCUUUAAAUGCAAAUGAGCUGCUGCUCCCCACCCCCUUUCCAGGAGAGGGUGGAGCUUUAACAGCUCACACUUCGGUUGUUCAACAACAACAAAGCUGGAGAAUCUCACGCAGCCAAAAUGAGGAUUGUCAGUAACGGUGUUCAGCCUUACAUUGUUCAAACCGGAGUCGACACUGAUGGAGAGACUCAGGAAGAAGUUACAACUUUUAGAAUGAAACUGGAUGUUUCUGAAUGGUUAGUGGAUAAAUUUAUGCAGUUGCUGUGGAGUUGAUUCAACUCAUCGACUAGCAUGUGCCGUCAUGUUAAUCUUUUGUUCAAAUCCAGCGUUGAAUUGACCCUCGUUUGUGAAGCAGUCCAGCGUAAAAUGACGGCAUGGUAACAACACUCUACUACAACAACUCUUCCUCUUCUCUAAAGCAGCACAACAUGGCCUCACGCCCUUUAUUGUGUGUUCCCGGGGGCUGGGUUUAUGUCAAUUUUGGGGUUAGUGAUGUCACUACCCAGGAAGAAGCUCGUUGUAGUCUCUACCAGCCGUUUGCUGUAGUCCUUAAAAAGUGAUUUCUGUAAAAGAAAAUAUCUCCCUUUGCAUUGAACUCUGAGCGACGUAAGAUGCAGAUGUUGUUUAUGCUCAAACAGCAACAUUACACACUAACUAAAGUUUAAAAAGUGAAAUCAUAGUCAACUACCCUUUUAAGGUGCUUCAUAUAUAGAGCCUUUUAGAAGUUCAUUUUAUGGAUUUAGUUUUAAUUAAUUCAUGUUUUUAUUCAUUUUUAAUUUAAAUCAAAUUGUAUGAAUUAUAAAGCAUACAUUAUCAGUAGAAAAAAAUGAAAUAACCCAUUAAACAUGAAAGUAUUAUGCAAUCAUUUAAAACAUUUUUCCUUAUAUAGAACCUUUUUGGCAUAAAGAGUUCUUUCAAAUUGAGUCAAAAGCUCUAGGGUUCUCUUCAGAACCCCAUUGAACCUUUUUUUCUAAGAGUCUGAUUCAUAAAUUGCAUCCAGUAGGUGGCAUAAAGGUGCAACUGCAGGAAGAAAACAGUAUGCAUGAAAUGCUUAGUAAAUUGCCUGUCAUUUUUCACUCAGACAGCUACUGUAGUUAGAUUAGAAACUAUUUGAAAACCAAAUCGGGGUUGUGGGCUAACAGGCUUUAUUCACACUGCAUACAGUUUUGAUUUGGUUUUCAAUUCUAGUCUUGCACUUUGUCAUGUUUACUACUUGUCUGGGCAAAGCCUGACUGAAUAUAAGUUGUUUUGUGUAAUUUAAAGGCAUUAAAGUUAUAAAACACCAACUAAAA